AGUGCAUAUACGAGGAAUUUAUAAUCUUUAUAUUCACAAUUUCACAAACACUGUGUAACAAAAAAAUACCAACACACGCACCCACCACCCAACCUUCAGUUUCUCAGCAACUUCGCUUUAACCCGUGACGGAAAAACUCAAAAAGCAGCGUAAAUCAAAAUCCUUGGAAUCCCUUUUGAUUCCCUCACUUCAGUUUUCACCUUAUUCAUCUCAAAGAUUUCUCCUUUCUCUCCUUUCCUCUCUCUUUCGCCUUCUGGGUGUUUUCAAAACGCGCUUAAAACCGUGAUGGGUGCCGUCGUCGAGUGUUACCCACAGCCGCGCACGGCGGUGCUGUCCCUGAACACCUUGCCGUUAGGGUUCCGUUUCCGUCCCACCGAUGAGGAGCUUAUUGACUACUACCUCCGCUCGAAGAUCAACGGAAAUGGUGAUGAUGUUUGGGUUAUUCGUGAGAUUGAUGUCUGCAAAUGGGAGCCUUGGGACUUGCCUGAUUUGUCAGUGGUACGGAACAAGGAUCCAGAGUGGUUCUUCUUCUGUCCGCAGGACCGGAAGUAUCCGAACGGGCACAGGUUGAACCGAGCUACGAGUCAUGGCUAUUGGAAGGCAACGGGAAAGGAUCGGAGGAUUAAGUCUGGCUCCACCUUGAUUGGAAUGAAGAAGACUCUUGUUUUCUAUACCGGUCGUGCUCCCAAGGGGAAGAGGACCAAUUGGGUUAUGCAUGAGUACAGGCCUACGCUGAAGGAGCUUGAUGGUACCAAUCCUGGACAGAAUCCAUAUGUCCUUUGUCGAUUAUUUAAGAAACAAGAUGAGAGUCUUGAAGCUUCAAACGGUGAUGAUGUGGAUCGGACUGCUUCAACUCCUAUGACUGCCAAUUACUCUCCAGACGAAAUACAAUCUGAUUCAGCUCUGGUUCCAGCAUCUUCCUCACAGGUUACUGAAGAUGAUAAGCCUCUACCAGUUAUUUCUGAGAACUCUGAGGAAGCAAUAUCCAACAUUAUAACCCCUGGUGAGAUUCAUAGUGACGGAUGUAAUGCUCCUGAUGCACAAGAUCAAAUUGUAGAACCAGUUGCAGAGGAGGAUCAGCCGUUGAACGUGGACAUAUUUUAUGACCCAACAAAUCUGCCAUUAGACGACAAAUUAUUCUCCCCUGUCCAUGCACAUUUCCCAACAGAUUUUUAUUAUCAAGCUAACAAUCAAUCAGAACUUCAGUAUGGUACAAAUGAGAAUAUUUCAGAAUUUUUUGACUCGGUUGUUAAUUGGGAUGCGUUCUCUCAUGAUACUAGCAGUCUAGAUCUGAGCUCAUCCUUCCUUAUUAAUAAUACGGACAAUGGAUCAGGCAGUGACUCGGAUGUUGAAAUGACCAAUAUGCCACAUCUGCAAGCAUUACAUAAUUAUCCUAAGGAGGCAGUUGAGCAGAAGAGCAAUGUGGGAUUAUUUCAGAACAAUUUCCAGAUGGCGUUGUCAAAUGAUAGUACUAUGGGCCAAGUGCACAAUAUGGUCAACUAUUGCGAGCAACCAAGAAACUUUGAUGCAUUUGUUAGUGCUGAUACUGGAAUCAGAAUAAGGACUCGUCCAGGAAGAAAUGAACAGCCAAACAUGGACACGAUGGUACAAUCACAAGGUAUUGCACCAAGGAGAAUACGAUUGGGAGUUGUUAGGCGUCCGCUUGGUUCCCAGGAUGGGAGUUGUGCUUGUGCCCCAGAAGACCAUAAUUCAAAAACCAUCAUUACUGCAGAGAAAAAAGCUUCAGAAUCAGAAAACCAUGCUGCCGAUGGGAGUUCCACUGUUUCUGACAUGAGUUCCACUGUUACAGAUGAUGUGGAUGAACCAGAGGAGGCAUCUCCCGAGUCAACCGACCUAAGAAACAUUAGUGAGAAACAUGUUGCAACUGCAGAAUCCGUCGCAGGGUCGAAAGUCCUUCUAGUGAACAGAAGGGUCCACUACACCUCAAAGGUUUCCUCUAACCGUGCCACGUGGUCUAAUGUUCUCGCAGUUUCUGCCGCUGUAUUGGUCUCAGCAAUACUCCUUGUUAAUAUAUGGGCAUAUGUCAGAUCUUAAACUGCUUACAUGUAGUGGAAGAUCAUUUCUUUUGUGCGAAAUUUGCCUCCAUUGCUUUUUUGCCCGGUUAAGGAGGCGUGUAGGAUUGACUUGUUCUGACUUGUUGAUAACAAUGUUGUACAAUAUAUAUGUGCAUAUGUAUGUAGUAGUCAUUCCACAAUAUGGUAGCAUAGCUGUCUAGUAUGAUAGACACGUCUGUGUCGUGUUGCCGCAGUUAGAUUCACAGUUUGACCGUAUCCAUUUUUGUUUUGAGGUUAAGUUUAGUUUUCUCUCUUGGUUAGUGAUAAUAACACGCAGUUACCCUGUGAUUUUGAGUGUCACUUUACCACUUGUGCUUUGUUCCCAUGUGGUUUUGUUGUAUCUCUUUUUAGCUAUGUUAACUUGGGAAGGAGGAUUUUGUGUAGCUUUUGUUAAACUGUAGAUAAAGUAUUAAAGAAGCACAUAGUUUGUUGA
Molecule: messenger RNA, 2508 nt
Organism: Glycine soja
Lineage: Eukaryota; Viridiplantae; Streptophyta; Magnoliopsida; Fabales; Fabaceae
Product: protein NTM1-like 9
Exons: 6
Coding region: 286-2055 (589 amino acids)
Biological process (GO): regulation of DNA-templated transcription
Molecular function (GO): DNA binding
Source: RefSeq, a predicted model, not a curated record